Molecule: messenger RNA, 4201 nt
Organism: Dinoponera quadriceps
Lineage: Eukaryota; Metazoa; Arthropoda; Insecta; Hymenoptera; Formicidae
Product: otopetrin-3
Exons: 9
Coding region: 1258-4077 (939 amino acids)
Biological process (GO): proton transmembrane transport
Cellular component (GO): membrane
Molecular function (GO): proton channel activity
Source: RefSeq, a predicted model, not a curated record
CGGUCGCCCAUUAUCUGCAAUUUCGUGAUCGAUUAUCCUGCACCGCCGAUUACUGUACGCGCGCGCGCGAAUAACACAAUAUCCCGCGAUCGACCGUGUCCGCCGACAGCUGUUCCGCCGAUGAUGAGGCUUUUUGAUCUCUUCCAGCGCGGUCUUUAGGACGCGUCGCUAUUGCUCGCGUAAUUUCCAGAUAGCUCGUAAAGAGGUCUCGAAGUUAUUUAUCCGCGUACAUUCUGCUUGAUCCCGAAGCAAAGGAGAUGUAACAAUCGGCACACACGCGCGUGAACGCGCAAUUUGCUCGUACGUCCGCGAAAUAGGACACGUCAGAAUCAAAUUACGCCAUUGCGACGCCAUGCAUAUAAUAAAGAAUAACGUGUCGAUCGUAUGAUGAAAAGAGAGAGGGAUUGCGGGAAGAAAUUCUGUACAUGUUGAAUUCGGGCACUCCGCCUGUUGAGAUUUCUCAAGAAACUACUCGAGAUUGCGUUCGCACGCAACAGUUAUUGUUUCUUUCUUAUUGCCGAUGCAAUAAAAUCGGCAAUUCUCGAAGCGACAAUUUCGCAACUCCGAGGACGAACGAAUUGUUCGGAUGUCGAUCGAAAGUCGAUCGCGAGGAAUGUUCUUCUUCGCGAAUCUGGUCACGAACGUUCAUUCCAUCGGGCCACCACCACGGCGCACAUUGUUCGAAAACUCGAGUCGUCCAGUCAUUUGCCUUUUACGUGCGGGUGAGCGCACUUUAGACGCCGGAUAGACGAGAAUCGGAGAAAGAUUCGCCGCCGUUCAAGUGAAGACACUCGUGAAACUCGACGAUUUAUCCGCGCGAUUUCGGAUCGAUGGACUUUGGACGAUUUCGCGCGACUAAUUAAUGAACUCGGUACUCUCCAAGAGAAAUCGAAGGUGAGCAACAAUCUUCCUGACUCUCUCGAAGAAGAAAUAUCCUUCAAAAAUCAAGACGAAGAAAGUGACCGCGAUUAUUGUGAAUUUAUUCAUUUUAAGCGGGGGAUUUCACCGAGACGCGAUUCAUUAAUUUCGAAGGCCGAGCGACAGAGCUUAAUUCGCCGGAGAAAUCUGAAAUGCUUUACGCGUAAGCGCGCUUACUUUCGCAUCCCCGCGCAACAAGUGCCGCAAAGAUUCGUCUUUUCUUGCACGGCGCUCGUAAAUCGCCGAUUAUCGAUCUCGUCGACGGCGCACGAUACGGUACUCGUCUCGUUGGUCACGAUCGUGACAUCCGGCCCGUUGAACGAACGAAUUCGCAUCGCUAUGGUGGCCGAGCUCGCUGGCAUUUCCACGUCGACGAUCGACGGAAGAGCAUCCCUAACGACAACGGUCGCUGGCAGACCAGGUUCCUCGCGACCCAAAUGGAUUCAAGCGGCGACGCGUGAGCCGAUCUACAGUAUCCUGGACAGCAAGACGAGACACGUCCUACAGACACGUCCUCCUCCUCUUCCUCCUUCCUCAUCGGCCGCCCUCGUCGUGGUGAUCAGAGCGGCGGACGAGUCGCUGAAUUGGCUCGAAGAGCAGCGGAAGUUAUCGUAUGUCUGGCUACCCGGACGAGAGGAGGAAUCGUCGCGCCCCGAGAACGUCGAGGAUACUCUGUACAGCGUGGUGAGGAAGUCCAAGAAGUCGUUCUCCGACGAAGAGGAGACGGAUCGAAUCGACCGAGAACUCCCCGACGACCCUCCCUCCGAACGAAUCGAGGUGAGAAACGGCUGGAGGACGUCCGUCGCGAUGUAUUCCGAUGGUCACCCGGACUACGAAAAUCCGUGGCACGAGGAGGCAACGGUGGCGAUGCCCAAAGGAGUGGUGGGCCUGGUUGGACCCUACAGGGUCUACAAGAAUCCCAACGAGAGGCGUGAGUAUAUGCUUCAGGAGGAGGAACUGAUCGAAGAGACGAAGGCGCAAAAUGAGGACGUGGAGCAUCGUUCGAGGGCGAAGUGGAAGAUCACGAGGGAGGACGAUGAGGAAACCUUGGUACCUGAUAUUCGAGAUCUCCCCUUCGUCGAAACGAAAUUGGAAGAGAGCGACGAUUGGAGGAACGAAUCGGAAAAGUCGGAAUGUCGCCCUGGAGGAACAUCGUCCUGUAGAGGGGAAGAACGGCCGAUAGAUACGACGGUAACCGCCGCGACGAUGAGAAAUAAGGCGGGCAAUGAACAGCACGACAAGGACAGUCUGAACGAGACCGGAAGUACAACGGGCGGCACCGUGGAGGGUGCGCCGGGUGGUGCUGCCCCGAGCAGGGGUGACCGCAAGGACAACGAGCAGCCGGCCGCGCAAGCAUCCACCAGUUCGGCGCAACCAGCGAGAUCCUUGGUCUCCAGAAUCUUGGCGAAGACGCGGUCCCCCGACGAUUUGCUGGACCACUCGGAACCCUACUCGCAAUUAUGGGUGGUCCUUUCGAACGUGUACGGCGAGCUAAUCGUCGUGUUAACGAUGGCGUUAUGUUUGGCCGAGGUCAUGGACACGCCUGUGCCUCUGCUCAGUUUGCAAGGUGUCUUCCUCAUGUACCUCUACGUGGGCAGUAUCGCCGUCAUCAUCGGCAUCUACAUAUGGGUGCUGGUUGACAGCUGCAGCAGCUUUGAUCGAGGUGGUAACAGUGGGCUCGGUGACGCGGAACUCGGCGGCGCGUCUCUCACCAGGUUCGGGUCGUUAAAACGAGCGCACAUCUCCAGGGCCAGGACCGCACCGACCAGUUUUUAUAUACGCGUCGGCGCGCUUCUGUUUGGCCUCGCGACGUUGGUCUUCAACGGUUUGGAAAUGGCGAUGCACUCGAUGAUGCAAGGCGCCGAAUGCUUGACAGACGUCGUCUUCGUGCACCCGGUGUUGCACGGUCUGUUCACCUUCUUGCAGAUGCACUUUCUCUUCGUAAACUCACAGGUUCUCGUCGAACGCUUCGGUCUAGCAGCCAGAUUCGGCUUUACGCAUCUCGCAGCCACGAAUAUCGCGGUCUGGACGCGUCUAGUGAUAUGGGACUCCGCGCAGGAAUGGACUUAUUUUGUGCAUUUGGCGCAACACGAGCAGGAAACGUCCGUGUCUCCGCUGAAUCUGCGAGGAUUUCCCGGAUCCUUGACGAGACAGUCGCGAGAUCUCAUAGAUUCCACGACGAAAACCAGCACCUUCAAGCCUUAUCAACCUGUUUCGAACGAACAAAUCUCUCAGGUGAUCGCGCUGCAGGAAUGUUUGAACACCAACACCUUGGGACAAUUGUGGACUUCGAGCAUGCCCUUCCUCUAUCCUUUCAUCGUCCAAUUCAGUCUGAUCGCCGCGGCGGUGACCUUCGUGAUGGGUCAGAAUGUCGGCCGGAACCGGCUGGUCAAACAAAAGUUCCACGGCAGCAAGGAUCUGAGCAGCCGAAUAGGUUGCGACGGCUCCAGCAAGGGCCUCUUUCUGGGUAUCCUAUGUAUGGUCGCCGGCAUCGUGGUGAUCCUCAUUUUCCUGGUGGUGCGAGAGGACGAGAAUUUCCCGUCGGCCACCCUGUCCUGGCUCACCUGCGGCACUCUGAUCGGCAUACUGACGCUGAGCAGUCUGAUGACCGCCAGCGGCCUCGUGCAAGUGCGUCAGAUCUCGGUGGUGACGAGAGCGCCGGCCGCCCUGGACAGUCUCCUGUCGAACGUCUCGCUCUUCGGAGUGCAGCUCUACUCCGUGUUCACCAUCGUGGUGUGCGCCUGUUCCCUGGCGAUAUCGGACACCAGCGAGAGCGAGGAUACCCGGGCGAGGCACAUCAUGCUGCUGUCGACGUCGAUUCUGCAGUUGGUACAGUGCUUCGCGCAGAGCACCCUGAUCGCCGAGACUUCGCGACGCUCGUGCAUCACGCGCUUUCAAAUGCUAGCGAAGCCGGGCCGCCAGGUCAUAACCUUCCUGCUCUUCAGCAACGCCGUUCUCUGGGCCUUCGACACGGUCAUCACGCAGAACUGGCUGUCGCAGGAGCUGCAGCUCAGGUUCUUCGGCGUGCUCGUCUGGGGCGUGCUGUCCAGGAUCGGCCUGCCUCUGCUCAUCUUUUACAGAUUCCACAGCUGCGUGCUGCUGCUGGAGGCGUGGAACAAAUGCUAUAGAAUGCCGAGAGGAGAGCACCCUCUCAACUGACAACGCGGAAUCUCGCAACGACUUUUGCACAGACCAUGCCUUGGCUCGCUCGAAGAUUCUCCACCUCCCGGGAGAUUGGUGCAAUCGUCAACGGACGCUCGACCGCUGUAUCCGCAUUCACUGG